CGGCCGACCCCCAGCAUGCGGCUGGGCUCCCUGCUGGCCCUGCUGCGGCCCGCGCUGCCCCUGCUGCUCGGCCUGUCGCUGGGCUGCAGCCUGAGCCUCCUGCGCGUGUCCUGGAGCCAGGCCGACGGCGAAGACCCCUGCGUGGAGCCCCGGGGGCCCAGAGCCGGUGGGCGGGACCCGGCCGAUGAGGACCUGGAGCCCCGCAUCGUGCCCUACUACAGGGACCCCAGCAAGCCGCACAAGAAGGUGCUCAGGACCCGCUACAUCCAGACCGAGCUGGGCUCCCGCGAGCGGCUGCUGGUGGCCGUGCUGACAUCCAGGGCCACGCUGCCCACCCUGGGCGUGGCGGUGAACCGCACGGUGGGGCACCACCUCCCGCGGCUGCUGUACUUCACGGGCCAGCGGGCGCGGGCCCCGGCGGGCAUGCAGGUGGUGGCGCUGGGCGACGAGCGGCCGGCCUGGCUCAUGUCCGAGGCGCUGCGCCACCUGCACGCGCACUUCGGCGCCGACUACGACUGGUUCUUCAUCAUGCAGGACGACACCUACGUGCAGGCCCCGCGCCUGGCCGCCCUGGCCAGCCACCUGAGCAGCGGCCGCGACCUGUACCUGGGCCGCGCCGAGGAAUUCAUCGGGGCCCCCGAGCAGGCGCGCUACUGCCACGGCGGCUUCGGCUACCUGCUGUCCCGGAGCCUGCUGCUGCGCCUGCGGCCCCACCUGGACGCCUGCCGCGGGGACAUCCUGGGCGCCCGGCCCGACGAGUGGCUGGGCCGCUGCCUCAUCGACUCGCUGGGCGUCGGCUGUGUCUCGCAGCACCAGGGGCAGCAGUAUCGCUCCUUUGAACUGGCCAAAAACGGGGACCCGGAGAAGGAGGGGAGCCCAGCUUUCCUGAGUGCCUUCGCUGUGCACCCCGUCUCCGAGGGAAGCCUCAUGUACCGGCUGCACAAGCGCUUCAGCGCCCUGGAGCUCGAGCGGGCCUACAGCGAGAUGGAACAGCUGCAGGCCCAGAUCCAGAACCUUUCUGCCCUGACCCCCGAGGGCGAGGCUGGGCUGAGCUGGCCCAUCGGGCUUCCCGCCCCCUUCACCCCGCGCUCCCGCUUCGAGGUGCUGGGCUGGGACUACUUCACGGAGCAGCACUCCUUCGCCUGCGCCGACGGGGCCCCCAAGUGCCCGCUGCAGGGGGCCAGCCGCGCCGACGUGGCGGACGUGGUGGACACGGCGCUGGAGCGGCUGAACCUGCGCUACCAGCCCCGCCUGCGCUUCCGGAAGCGGCGGCUGCUCAACGGCUACCGGCGCUUCGACCCGGCGCGCGGCCUGGAGUACACGCUGGACCUGCUGCUGGACGCGGAGACGCGGCGCGGGCACCGGCGGCCGCUGGCACACAGGGUGCGGCUGCUGCGCCCGCUGAGCCGCGCCGAGCUGCUGCCGGUGCCCUACGUGACCGAGGCAGCGCGCGUCCAGCUGGUGCUGCCCCUGCGACCUGCCGACAGCCCCGCCGCCCUGGCCUUCCUGGAGGCCUUCGCCACACGCCUGCUGCAGCCCGGCGAGCGCGCCCAGCUCAGCCUGCUGCUGGCCUACGGGGGCGCCCGCGGGGGCCCGGACCCUUUCGCGGCCGUGCGGGCGGCCGCGGGCGCCCUGGAGCGCCGCCACCCCGGGGCGCGGCUGGCCCUCCUGGCUGUGCGCGCCGACGCGCCGUCGCAGGUGCGCCUCAUGGACGCUGUGUCCAAGAAGCACCCGGUGGACACGCUCUUCUUCCUGGUGACGGCGGGCUCGCGGCCCGGCCCCGACGUGCUGAACCGCUGCCGCAUGCACGCCAUCGCGGGCUGGCAGGCCUUCUUCCCCGUGCACUUCCAGGAGUUCCACCCUGCCCUGGCCCCCCGCGACCCCGCCGCCCCUGCAGGGGACCCCUGGCGGGGUGCCGCGGCCACGGCGGGCCGCUUUGACCAGCUGGCUUCGGCGGAGGGCUGCUUCUACAACGCCGACUACUUGGCGGCGCGGGCGCGCCUGGCGCGGGAGCUGGCGGGCCCGGAGGAGGAGGAAGCCCUGGAGGGGCUGGAGGUGAUGGACGUGUUCCUCCGCUUCUCAGGGCUCCACCUCUUCCGCGCCGUGGAGCCGGGCCUGGUGCAGCCGUUCGCCGUGCGGGAGUGCAGCCCGCGCCUCAGCGAGGAGCUCUACCACCGCUGCCGGCUCAGCGCGCUGCAGGGGCUGGGGACGCGCGCGCAGCUGGCCGUGGCGCUGCUGGAGCAGGAGCAGGGCAACAGCACCUAGCACCCCGGGGCGGGGCGGGGUGGGGCGGGGCAAGCCCCCGCAGGCCGACUGACGGACAGAGCCCGUGGCUGUACCUUUUUAAUAAGUGUCAUUAAAAACGUCUUCUGUCAAA
Molecule: messenger RNA, 2377 nt
Organism: Erinaceus europaeus (western European hedgehog)
Lineage: Eukaryota; Metazoa; Chordata; Mammalia; Eulipotyphla; Erinaceidae
Gene: CHPF2
Product: chondroitin polymerizing factor 2
Exons: 4
Coding region: 16-2265 (749 amino acids)
Cellular component (GO): Golgi cisterna membrane
Molecular function (GO): glucuronosyl-N-acetylgalactosaminyl-proteoglycan 4-beta-N-acetylgalactosaminyltransferase activity
Source: RefSeq, a predicted model, not a curated record